Auanema sp. JU1783 is the source of this 333-nucleotide messenger RNA. Lineage: Eukaryota; Metazoa; Nematoda; Chromadorea; Rhabditida; Rhabditidae. The record is from the annotation of a GenBank genome assembly.
AUGACUGGGGGUCUAGUGAUGGCAGGUCUUGGAAUGGCUGCACUCGGAUUUGGUGCUCGUUAUGCAAUGCGAAAUCAAGCUGCCCUUAAAAAAGCCUUGGAGGCCAUUCCUGGAGGAGCUUUUGAAAAGUUUCACAGAGGUGGAUUCGAACAAAAAAUGAGCAGGAGUGAAGCUGCAAUGAUUCUUGGUGUUCCUGCUACAGCGAAACCAAAUAAGAUCAAGGAUGCUCACAAAAGAAUAAUGAUUAUCAACCAUCCAGAUAGAGGAGGUUCACCUUACUUAGCAGCCAAAAUAAAUGAAGCAAAAGAUCUAUUAGAAUCAGGGAAAAAUUAG